Molecule: messenger RNA, 747 nt
Organism: Suillus subaureus
Lineage: Eukaryota; Fungi; Basidiomycota; Agaricomycetes; Boletales; Suillaceae
Exons: 4
Coding region: 1-747 (248 amino acids)
Source: RefSeq, a predicted model, not a curated record
AUGAGCUCAUUCCAACUUCUUAUCCAACAGCUUGAACACAGUCCUGAUGCAAUAACAAGUAACUCUCUCAGUUCUCUUUUCCAUUUUAUCACCAUUGGAACCAUACUUAAGAAUGACAUUAUCCUUGCAGAACCAUCCUUAGCACCAAUUGAUGACCCUCUGAGUGUUCUCCCACUUGCAAUUGCUAGGUUUCUUGGUGCAGGGUGUGCUAUAUCCCCUGCUCAAGGACAUCAUCUGGACUGGUAUGUACUACAUCAAUAUUUGUUCCUUCUAUUACUCAUUUCUAAUGAACUUGUACCUGAAGCUGAGCAUCUCCUCUACCCCCUGAGCAGCUACUGCCUUCAACUGAAUUGCUCAUGCUGUGCCAAAGGGAUGAUGCUUAACAAGGCAAAGCAGCACUAUGUUGUCCUCUUUACUCUCACUAGUGGCCCCUACACUACAAAAUCAGUUCACCUUUACUGUGAAUCAUGCAAGAUUGAUUAUCACUACAAUUACAGUGUAUUUGAAGGGGAGCAAACGUACUACAAGGACCAACCUGUGAACAUACAAGUCACUGAACAUGUCUACAUGGUAAAGGAGGUCAUUGAGCUCUUUAAGACUGUGAUAGACCUUGCAUGGGCAUUGGCUACUAACUGUGCCUGGCUCUAUAAUCUUUGUCUUUCAUAUGGAGUGAAGUUCAAGCUCUAUGUAGACUAUGUAUGGGACAGCUAUGUCAUCUCUUCACUUCUUGAAGACUGCAAAAAUUGA